GUCUUACUAAGGAGUCGAGUUCUGUUGCGUUGCAGAAGUCACUCAGUGAAGGCAGGCUUGCGCUUCCGUCCUCUUCCAAACACCCGAGCCGGUGUCAAAUUGUAGUGCAGCUGAUUGGUGUCACUUUACUCCCAAAAACGCAGCAUGGACCAGGAACGACCCUUCAAGACCAUUGAGGUCAUUGACGCCCAGACAAACCAGGCAUGCAAGAUAGCGUGCAUGUCCUGCAUUCGAGGCCACCGGACCACAUCAUGCGGCAACCACGUAUGUCGAAGGAAAGUCCUGUGGACGGUGAAGCGACCAGGACGACCUUCGAACUCGUGCAACUGCCAGUAUGGUGCCAAUGGUGGCUGCAAAUGUGUCAUUACGAGAACGACGUGCCCGCACAAGCCUAAGAAAGGCGAGAAGCGGUCCAUUGAGUGCCGCUGUGACGAGAAGGGCCGCUACUGCUGCUUGCUCCAGUCAGAAGACUGGCAUACGCUUAUGUCACGACAAAAACCCACCGUCGAGUUCUAUCCUACAAAAGAAGUGCUAGAGGCGAAGUUUGCACGACCCGCGACCGUGCCAAGACCUGUCAGCAUGACACCCAUGACGCCAGCACUGAGCAUUAACAGCCCGACGGUUUUCGGCAGUGUGCCAAGCACACCGGGUCAGGGUGGCCAAACACUUGAUUUCCAGCCUGUCACCACCCCCUUUCCAGGUUAUCAAUCGCCGCCGGCUAGCCAGCGAGUUGCACGGUUUGGCAUGAUGGGUGUUGGUGCCCCUCAAGGCAACCCUGGUCACAUCACAACGGAUGUACUGUUGUGGCAGGGCGAAGCACCGCAAGCGCCUCGGGCGCUCGUAAAUCCUUCUCCAUACUAUCCACCGAUCCAGCAAGAGCAGAGUUCGUGCUGUCUAGGACCGGUGAACUCUUCGCAGAGCACGAUUCUUGGACAUUGUCAGCACGCCAAUGAGGUGACGAUUGACACGGGACUCUUCCCACCGUCGGCCUUUCCACCCUUCGGCGUCGUUAAUAACGAGGUGGCCUUUCCUCAGGACAAAACACCGACAGAGCUGGGCUUCGACUUCGACAAGCUCACGCGCGACUACUUCAAUUACCAGUUUCCGUCCGCGAUAUGCCAGACUUGCGGACUCAACGGCUGCACGUGCAGAAUGUGCCCGCCCGUCAUGCAGUCCAACGACGGAAGUUGGGCGCAGUGCUGUGGAAGAAAGCAUGCCCGCAUAGCGGCCUACGUGCCACCAAUUGCAGAGCACGCCUACAUCGAGUCGGCUUUGCCGUUGUCAACGUACGAGCUGCAACACAGGGCCCAGACAUCCUUACCUACGACGACAGCUCAAACCUCAUCAUGUCCCGAAGCCACAAUAUUUGCAGAGACUGAUCCACCGUUUAGUGAGCCACCUCGAUACUCAGACACGCAGACUCUGGACCCUGAACUACUCGAAUCAUUGCCACCACUUUCGUUACAAAGUACGGGAAGCUUUCCAGCUCUCGGAGAAGGCACAGACAUGGAUUUGAGCGAUCUACUCAUGUCGGAGUUGGAUCGGCGUACGCGGCAACAGGAAGAAUGUUGUUGCAUUCAUGACUGAAAGACGCGAGCAAGGUGGGACAGCAAGGUGGAAAAGCAUUUUAUUGAGCGUUCAAGCAGUAUUGCAGAGUGGCAUAAGUGGGAAAAGA
Messenger RNA from Baudoinia panamericana UAMH 10762, 1675 nucleotides. RefSeq lists its product as uncharacterized. The transcript is spliced from 2 exons. Lineage: Eukaryota; Fungi; Ascomycota; Dothideomycetes; Mycosphaerellales; Teratosphaeriaceae. The record is from RefSeq and is a predicted model, not a curated record. The coding region runs from base 145 to 1587 and encodes 480 amino acids. Gene Ontology annotation, cellular component: nucleus. Gene Ontology annotation, biological process: regulation of DNA-templated transcription. Gene Ontology annotation, molecular function: DNA-binding transcription factor activity; copper ion binding; DNA binding.